UUCUCCUGCUAGCAAUGUCAGUGAAGAACAAUGAACAAGUCGGUUUAACCAGCAUUCGUACUCUUCAACUCGGCUGAAUCGCCUCACGAAUUUGGAAAACCAGUGGUCGAUUCAUCUCUUCCAAGCUUUUGUGGACAUCAACAAGCGAGUACGUUAAGUUUUCGAGCAUAAAUCCUUCAUUUUUCUCACCUCUCCGCCUGAUAUUCAUCUCUGCUGUGUAAAUUUGGAAAGCCCUGUAAAUCUAUAGCCCAGGGUUCUUGUUUUUGGUGUCCGCCAUUGACAUUACGAAGCAGAGGCUUGAAAUUGAGUGGAAAAGACCAUUCACUCGUAACUGAAACAAUACUGCAGAAGCCUUAGGAGAUGGAAGAAAGUGGAAAAGAAUAGCUGGCACACUACCGCAGUCUAUGAUUAUAAGUGCUGUUUCAACCCCAAUUCAGAAUGUUGAGGGUUUUUUCAUUUUUCGGAACAUGGAAGCACAAUCGUUGGAAAGCUUGCUUGAAGCUAUUCCCAUCUUCUUGUAAAAGUUUACAUACUGAGAACUCCAAAAUUGUUUCUACGAAUAUUUGUAUAAGUCGUCAUGUAAGAAAUGGUCAUCUUGAUCUUGCUCAAACUCUGUUCGAUGAAAUGCCAAUAAGAAGCGUUGUCUCAUGGAAUAUCAUGAUUUCUGGAUACUCCAAAGUAGGACAGUAUAGUGAAGCUCUCGAGCUGGCUUCAGGAAUGCAUUGCAGUAAUGUAAAAUUAAAUGAGAAGACUUUUUCUACUUUGCUGAGUAUUUGUGCACAUUCAGGGUGUACACAUGAGGGAAAACAAUAUCAUUGUUUGGUUUUGAAAUCUGGGUUGCAGAUUUUUGAGCUUGUGGGAAGUGCAUUGUUGUAUUUCUAUGCGAACACCAAUGACAUUAAUGGAGCUAAGCUGGUUUUCGAUGAGUUGCAUGAUAAGAAUGAUUUGUUAUGGAGCUUGAUGCUUGUAGGGUAUGUGAAAUGCAAUUUGAUGGAUGAUGCUUUUGAUCUGUUUAGAAAAAUACCUACUCGGGAUGUGGUGGUGUGGACUACUUUGAUAUCAGGGUAUGCCAGAAGUGAGCACAACUGCAGAAGGGCAUUGGAAUUAUUCUGCUCCAUGUUGACAAAUGGUGAGGUCGAGCCUAAUGAGUUCACUUUUGAUUGCGUUGUGAGAGCUUGUGGGAGACUAAGAUAUUUGAGACAGGGGAAGGUUGUUCAUGGGAUUUUAACUAAAUAUGGAUUCCACUUCGAUCAUUCAAUUUGUGGUGCACUGAUUUUAUUUUACUGUCAGUGUGAAGCUGUUGACAUUGCCAAGACAGUUUAUGAUGGUAUGGAGAGACCGUGUUUAAAUGCUUCAAAUGCUCUUCUGGAGGGGCUGUUAUUAGUGGGAAGAAUCAAUGAUGCUGAGGAAAUUUUUGUCAAAUUAAGAGAAAAGAAUCCAGUUUCAUACAAUUUGAUGCUUAAAGGGUAUGCAAUUAGUGGUAGGAUUGAAGAAUCAAAGAAAUUAUUUGAAAAAAUGACUCAUAAAACUCUAAUUUCAUCGAACACUAUGAUAACUGUGUAUUCUAGGAAUGGUGAAAUUGAAAAAGCUAUGAAAUUAUUUGAGUCAACGAAAGGUGAGGGAAAUCCUGUGACAUGGAAUUCAAUGAUAUCAGGCUAUAUUCAAAAUCAUCAGCAUGAAGAAGCUUUGAGACUCUAUCAAACCAUGUGCAAAACAUCAGUUGAGCGUUCUAGAUCAACAUUCUCUGUUCUGCUUCAAGCAUGCACAUGCCUAGGAACUAUUCUAUUGGGUCGAUCACUCCAUGGCCAUGCAAUCAAGACAGCCUUUGACUCUAAUGUUUAUGUCGGAACAUCUCUCAUAGAUAUGUACUCAAAAUGUGGGAGUGUCUAUGAUGCUAAAAUCUCGUUCGCCAGUGUUUAUUCCCCUAAUGUAGCAGCUUAUACCGCUCUAAUUAAUGGAUAUGUGCAGCAUGGGCUUGGAGGUGAAGCAUUCUUAGUCUUUGAGAACAUGUUAAAGAACAAAAUUGUGCCAAAUGCAGCUACACUUCUGGGGAUUCUUUCUGCAUGUAGUCGUGCUGGUAUGGUCAAUGAAGGAAUGAAAAUUUUCCACUCUAUGGAAAAAUGUUAUGGUGUGAUUCCAACUUUAGAACACUACGCAUGUGUGGUGGAUCUUCUUGGUCGGUCGGGACAUCUGUAUGAAGCUGAAGAGCUUAUCAGAAACAUGCCAAUUGAAGCUGAUGGGGUUAUUUGGGGAGCUCUGCUAAAUGCUUGUUGGUUUUGGAUGGACUUGGAAUUGGGCGAGAGUGUGGCUAAGAAGAUGCUUUGUUUGGACCCCAAAGCAAUUUCUGCUUAUGUUAUUCUGUCUAAUAUAUAUGCUAUAUUAGGGAAGUGGGUAGAGAAGAUCCAUGUGAGGAGGCGAUUGAGGAGCUUAAAAGUGAAAAAGGAUCGUGGUUGUAGUUGGAUCGAUGUAAAUAAUAGAAUUCAUGUUUUCUCUGUAGGAGAUAGGUCCCAUCCUAACUGUAAUGCUAUUUAUGCAACGUUGGAGCACAUAUUAGCACAUGUAAACUCUAUAGUUCAAUUUGACCAUGUUCCCAGAUCAGUUUCGGAGGUUUCUUUUCCAAAUCCAAUACACCACUUCCUUUGACUAGCUCGCUAUAGAUAUAUAUUUUUGUCAUCUAUGGCCAUAUAUCCCACGUUCAUUCACCUCCAGAACGUGUUCAACCCUUAUGUUUAUUCACCUUGAAAACAGUUCUCCUAAGUGAAAGUGAAGGUGAGGUCCUGACUGGUUUCCCUUUUUGGAGUGCUCCAUGAAUUGUACUAACAAAUUUCAGAGGAUGUAUGUUUUUCUGUCCUAUAUUUAUUCAUCCUGAAAAUGACUGAAAUUAUUUUUGCAGCUUCUUCCUCUUCUUUUCUUUUCUUUAGUUAUUAUUUUUAAAUUGGAAGAUGUUGUUGAAACUAACCAAAACUUGGUCUUUCAAUUCACACUCCAAAAUCAUUAUGACUUCUCCUCUCUAAGGCUUCAGUUUCCAAGUUGGAUGCUUUCUCUUGUCUCUCCGACUGCUCGUUCAACUAUUAUCUUCAUCCAGGCAGCCACUGUUCGUAACACAUCAACUUUAAAAGCUUGUCGACGUUAACUUCCUGGACAUUAUGAGACAGUGAUGGCAGGGUAAAUUUGUGUUCAUUGGGAUUCUUCUGUGGGCCAAAAUCAAGGGAAGUAUGCUUUGUUUUACUUAAAGGUAUCAGCUGUUGUGAUGAAAUUAGGUUGUCGUUUGAUAACAUCCGAGCAAAAGUGAAAACAAGAAACACGAAACAAGAAUGUCGGAGCAAGUUUUGACUAAAGGGUUUUGGCGCGAGCUUACCAUAGCUACCAAUGGAGAGCCAUACAUGGCAACGGAAGCAACAAGACCAAUGCAUCCCACAAAAAGCUUCCGAAGAUGGUGACUUUUCAAAGCAAAAGUAGAGAUCAUCCCCACACAGCUGAACACUGUAACAACUCCCACCAAUCUCAAAGUCACCUGCUUCUGCAGAUAAUUUUAGAACUUUUUUAAGCCUAAAAGAAACCAUAUUAAUAAUUCUUAUAAAUUUUGAGCUUAAACGUAUUCAUUGUUUCACU
Messenger RNA from Cucurbita maxima (winter squash), 3612 nucleotides. Its product is annotated as pentatricopeptide repeat-containing protein At2g13600-like. The transcript has 4 exons. NCBI's taxonomy places the organism in Eukaryota, Viridiplantae, Streptophyta, Magnoliopsida, Cucurbitales, Cucurbitaceae. Bases 439 to 2643 code for a protein of 734 amino acids. Gene Ontology annotation, biological process: RNA modification. Gene Ontology annotation, molecular function: RNA binding; protein binding. The record is from RefSeq and is a predicted model, not a curated record.